AUGGCAAGGAUUCAGGGCAUUGGUAUACCAUCAUGGCAAGAAACUAGUUCCGAGUCCGGUGCCCGGUUCGGCGGAGGAGCCACGGAGGAGAGUAAGGUCGGAGGCUAUAUAGGUGGAGAUGGUGCGGCUUUGUACCUGAAACCGGUUGUAAUCUAUCUUCCAGGAUCGGAAUACACUUGGCAAGUUGGAGGCGUCGGAAGACACCAGUGCAGAGGGAAGACGCUGUGUAUGAAAUUAUGUGAAACCAUCGGGGGAAGAAACGCAUGUACUCGGCCCCGGCGAUUUCUCGUGAUUUCGUAUAUGACGCUCCUAACAGUCAGUCAAUCGACUAGCCACUUCAUCUGGAACAGCGAGACGCACGGGUAUUCGGUGACUCUGGGGCUGUUGGUGACUACCGGUCGGGACCUGGGGCUACACACCACGUCGACAGGCACACAAGCGGCGCGCGAACUCGCGAAGAACGAUCGCGGAUGCGGUCACAUUGACACUUGGCUUUGA
Fomitiporia mediterranea MF3/22 is the source of this 498-nucleotide messenger RNA. RefSeq lists its product as uncharacterized. The record is from RefSeq and is a predicted model, not a curated record. The transcript has 3 exons. Lineage: Eukaryota; Fungi; Basidiomycota; Agaricomycetes; Hymenochaetales; Hymenochaetaceae. The coding region runs from base 1 to 498 and encodes 165 amino acids.